GAAAAACUGGUAUACAGGUCGAAACUUGUUAAUACUGAGAAUGGUACAACAUUCUCCCAGUAAAACCGAAUAUAGGCGGGCUUUUCGUCCCAGGCUUCAGCCUGAGACCUACGUCAGUUUGUCAGAUUAUCGCAUAUGUCGUCGUCUUAAGGAGAGCUCGCAUAAUUCAGAUGUGUUUCAUUGGCAAUCAUCGGAAGAUGAAGAUGAAACCCCUUCAAUGACGCCAAGACCGAGUACAGCUCCUGUACACAUUUUCAGACAUGAAAAGUUGGUAGAAAAGUUUAAAAAAAAGCAAAAGGAUGAACUGAAAGUAAACCUAAAAUCUAUUGAAAGAGCAACAAAUACCAAUUCGAAUGCCAAGACUAGAUACGAAGAGAAAGAAAUUCAAACCAGCAAUCGCACUCUAACAAACGGUAGUGAAGGAGCCAUUUCUGAGAAAAGCAAAAAGAAGAUCGGUUAUAAAUUUAAGAAAGUUCCGAAGUAUGUACCAAAACCUUCUUCAGCUCCAACAAAAUCGCUAUCGACUAAACCUAAAAUCCAAUCUAAACCUUUCAUUGCAUAUGGCUACAAAGAUAGUGAACUCGAAACAGGAAGAAAGAAAACUUACAACGUUCUAGCAUCAGAUCAAAUUUAUGAUAGUGCUCUGAGGGCUCAAAAGAGACGUCAGGCAGUUAUACACGAUAAUGAACAACAAGAAAAGGAUAUUCCACUUUGGGAAAGACGUCAAAAAGCGUUGUUUAAUGACAGACGCAAUAUCUUCUGUCGUGAAUCUCAACUCCAAAAGGCUCGUUUAGCUCGUCAAACAUCAGCCUGGGACACAGAAUAUCGUAGUAAAUUUAUCGGCUUUCCACCGGAAGAGUUUGAUAGGAAGUUAGAAGCUUUAAAAGCUGUUCGAAGGUCUGCAGAAUACUAA
Dimorphilus gyrociliatus is the source of this 913-nucleotide messenger RNA. Lineage: Eukaryota; Metazoa; Annelida; Polychaeta; Dinophilidae. The record is from the annotation of a GenBank genome assembly.